Molecule: messenger RNA, 5668 nt
Organism: Protopterus annectens (West African lungfish)
Lineage: Eukaryota; Metazoa; Chordata; Ceratodontiformes; Protopteridae
Gene: PBRM1
Product: polybromo 1
Exons: 32
Coding region: 144-5531 (1795 amino acids)
Biological process (GO): chromatin remodeling
Cellular component (GO): RSC-type complex
Molecular function (GO): protein binding; chromatin binding
Source: RefSeq, a predicted model, not a curated record
UUGUAGUGAGUCUGUCAUCCCUGGGGAGAUCUGCAUGUGGAUAGAAUGCCUCAUUCCUUCUCUUCUGGCUCACUGAAGGUAGCUUGAAUUUCUGAAUCCCGCUGUACUUGGGCACUUUGUACACCUAAGGAAAAAGUGCAGAGAUGAACAAAAGAAAAAGUGCAGAAAGGGAGAGAUUUGAAAAAGGAAAAAGGACCACAGAGAGACAUGAGGACAGAGACCAGAGAAAGCGUGACUCAAUAAAUCUUGGCAUGGGCACCAAGCGAAGACGAGCAACGUCUCCAUCCAGUAGCAUUAGUGGUGGAGAUUUUGAAGACAGUCUGCAGUCGCCACUCACCCCAGGGUCAAGUAGAAAGCGACGAAGAACAUCAAGUGUGCCUUUUGUGGAUCCUUUCUCUCCUGAUGGGCAGGGAGACAUUACCCAGAGUGCCUUGUGCCAUGAAUUGUUCAACACAGUCCGAGACUACAAGGACGAACAAGGAAGGCAACUGUCCGAACUCUUCAUUCGUGUACCAAAACGAAGAAAUUUGCCUGAAUAUUAUGCUGUAGUCUCCCAGCCUGUUGAUUUGGUAAAAAUCCAGCAGAAGUUGAAGAUGGAAGAAUAUGAUGAUGUGGACCAGCUCACUGCAGAUUUUCAGUUGCUGUUUAACAAUGUUAAAGCGUAUUAUAAGCCUGAUUCCCCAGAAUAUAAAGCUGCUGUAAGACUGUGGGAUUUGUAUCUGAGAACACGUAACCAGUUCAUUCAGAGAGGGGACGGUGAGGAAGAUGAAGAUGAGGACAAUGGAGAGGAGAGUCUCAGAACCACCUCCACCCCAGAGGAAGAUACAUAUCAAACAGUUUUAAAGGACGUCCUUCAGCAGCUUUUAGAUGCUAUUGUCACUGCAACUGACCCUGCAGGCCGCCCGAUCAGUGAUCUUUUUCAGAAAAUUCCUUCAAAACUGCACUAUCCAGACUACUAUGAAAUCAUUAAGGAGCCUAUGGACCUUAAGAUUGUCGCACACAGAAUUCAGACUGGAGCUUACAAAAGUAUUACGGGAAUGGCCAAAGAUAUUGACCUUAUAACAAGAAAUGCAAAGACCUAUAAUGAACCAGGGUCACAAGUGUUCAAGGAUGCAAACUCUAUUAAGAAGAUAUUUGCAAUGAAGCGAUCUGAAAUUGAACAGACAGAGCCAGUUAAAUCUACCCUCCGUAUAAGGCAUGUAAAGCUUGCUUUGCUACUUUUUGCAUACCAUUCUAGUAUACUAAGUAUAAUUACUUUAUUUAGUUCAAUGUAUAUUUUUCUCUACUGCAGAAGUAAAAGAUCAGUGCAAGUAGACCGCUUGUCUGCCAUAACCAUGGCACUGCAGUACGGUUCUGAAAGUGAAGAAGACACUUCUUCUGCAGCUGCUCCUUCACAAUAUGAAGAAGCUGAGUCUGAGGUGGAAAGCAUAAAUUCUUCCAUGGAUACCGCCAGUCCUUUCUACCAGCUGUAUGACGCCAUACGAAACUAUCGUAAUAAUAAGGGUCAGCUCAUUGCUGAGGCUUUCUUCCAGCUUCCUUCGAAGAAGGAGUAUGCUGAUUACUAUCAGCAAAUCAAACAGCCAAUUUCAUUGCAACAAAUCAGAAACAAGAUAAGGAACAAUGAGUAUGAACAUCUUGAUCAGAUGGAAGCUGAUAUGAACUUAAUGUUUGAAAAUGCAAAACGUUACAAUGUUCCUAAUUCAGCCAUCUAUAAGCGAGUGAUGAAACUGCAGCAUAUAAUGCAGAUAAAGAAAAAAGAGCUUUCUCGAAGUGAUGAAAUCGAGGAUGGAGAAGACAGCAUGAUUUCUUCUGCCACUUCUGAUACAAUUGUUGCCAAAAAGAAAAGUAAGAAGAGUAUAAGAAAGCGGCGUAUGAAGAUUCUGUUCAAGUCUGUUUUGGAAGCUCGUGAAUCUGGGACAGGAAGGAGACUAUGUGAGCUUUUCAUGGUGAAGCCAUCCAAGAAGAAUUAUCCUGACUACUAUAAAAUCAUUCUGGAGCCCAUGGACUUAAAGACUAUUGAGCAUAACAUACGCGGUGGCAAAUACUCUGGGGAAGAGUCUCUGCUUGAUGAUAUGAAGCUGAUGUUCCGCAAUGCAAGGCAUUACAAUGAGGAGGGUUCGCAGGUUUACAAUGAUGCAAAUGUGCUGGAAAAGAUGUUGAAGGAGAAAAGAAAAGAACUAGGGCCACUGCCCGAAGAUGAUGACUUGGGCUCUCCAAAAGUGAAGCAAAACAGAAAAAGUGGCUUUUCCCCUAAAAAGUCUAAGUAUCUCACACCUGUACAGCACAAAAUGAAUGAACUGUUUGAGGCGGUAAAAAACUACACUGACAAGCGGGGACGGCGUUUGAGUGCCAUCUUCCUGAGGUUACCAUCACGAUCAGAACUUCCCGACUAUUAUGUGACUAUCAAAAAGCCAAUGGACAUGGAAAGAAUUCGUAAUCACAUGCUAGCUGGCAAGUACCAAGACAUCGAUGCCAUGGUUGAUGACUUCAUUUUAAUGUUUAACAACGCAUGCACUUACAACGAACCCGAGUCACUCCUGUACAAGGAUGCCCUUGUCCUCCACAAAGUCUUGCUGGAAACAAGACGAGACCUGGAAGGAGAUGAGGACUCUCACAUUCCCAAUGUCAUACUGUUAAUACAGGAACUGAUCCACAAUCUUUUUGUUUCUGUAAUGAGCCACCAAGAUGAUGAGGGACGCUGUUACAGUGACUCAUUAGCAGAGAUCCCUGCAACUGACCCAAACUUCCCAAAAAAGCAGCCCCUGACUUUUGAGAUUAUCCGGAAGAAUGUGGACAACAACCGGUACAGAAGGCUUGAUUUGUUUCAGGAACACAUGUUUGAAGUACUAGAAAGAGCAAGGAGAAUGAACAGAACAGAUUCCGAAAUCUAUGAAGAUGCAGUGGAACUACAGCAGUUCUUCAUUAAAAUCCGUGAUGAGCUUUGCAAAAAUGGAGAGAUCUUGUUAUCACCAGCUCUCAGCUACACUACUAAACACCUCCACAGUGACCUGGAGAAAGAAAGGAAAGAGAAGCUACCUCGGGAGAUAGAGGAAGACAAGCUGAAGAGAGAAGAGGAAAAAAAAGAAGCUGAGAGGAGUGACGAGCCUUAUGGAAGUGUUGGCCAUUCUGUCUUGCAACGCACUUAUAGCCAAGACUGCAGCUUCCGGAACAGCAAGUAUCAUGUCGGAGAUUAUGUAUAUGUGGAACCUUCUGAACCCAACCUACAGCCUCACAUAGUCUGCAUUGAGAGGCUGUGGGAAGAUGCUGCUGGUGAGAAAUGGCUGUAUGGCUACUGGUUUUAUCGACCUCCAGAAACAUUCCAUCUUGCAACUCGAAAGUUCCUAGAGAAGGAAGUUUUCAAGAGUGACUAUUACAAUAAAGUGCCAGUCAGCAAAAUACUGGGCAAAUGUGUAGUUAUGUUUGUUAAGGAAUACUUUAAAUUGCACCCUGAAGGGUUUUCUAGUGAUGAUGUCUACGUUUGUGAGUCACGGUACUCUGCAAAGACCAAAUCUUUCAAGAAGAUUAAGUUAUGGACCAUGCCGGUCAGCUCCGUGAAGUUUAUCCCACGAGACGUUCCUCUGCCAGUUGUGCGAGUCGCCUCUGUAUUUGCCAACACAGAUAAAAUUGAAAGUGAUAAACCUGUGGAAGUUGCUGAAGAAGAAAGCAAACCAGAUGAACCUCCUGUUGUUCUUGAAAAGGAGAAAGAAGAUGUUCCAGUUGACAUGCCUAAUGGAGAUUCUGGCUGCCAGUACUUUGAGCAGCUUCACUACAAUGACAUGUGGCUGAAAGCUGGCGAUUGUGUCUACAUAAAGUCCCAUGGUUUAGUCAGACCUCGAAUAGGCAGAAUUGAAAAAAUGUGGGUUCGGGAUGGUGCUGUCUAUUUUUUUGGACCAAUUUUCAUUCAUCCAGAAGAAACUGAGCAUGAGCCAACUAAAAUGUUUUACAAGAAAGAAAUGUUUCUCAGCAAUCUGGAGGAAGCCUGCCCUAUGAGCUGUGUGCUAGGGAAAUGUGCCGUGUUGUCAUUCAAGGAAUACAUUUCCUGUAGGCCUACAGAGAUCCCUGAAGAUGACAUCAUGCUGUGUGAAAGCCGUUACAAUGAAAUUGACAAACAAAUGAAAAGGUUCAAAGGGCUGAAAAGGUUUUCACUCAAUGCUAAAGUGGUGGAUGAUGAAAUUUACUACUUUAGAAAACCAGUCGUUCCUCAGAAAGAGCCAUCCCCCUUAUUAGAAAAGAAGAUUCGGGACCUGGAAGUUAAGUUUGCAGAAAUAGAAGGGGGAGUUGAAGAAGAGAUGGAAGUGAUAGCAGAAGAAGAGGAAGAAGAAGCAGAGGUUGUGGAACCUCCACCGCCACCUCAGAUCCAGACCCCUUCAACCAGUGAACUGGACGUGAUGCCCUACACUCCUCCACAGUCGACACCAAAAGUUGUUAAGAGCAGCACAAAGAAGGAAGGAACAAAACGGAAGAUUAACAUGAGUGGGUACAUCCUUUUCAGCAGUGAGAUGAGAGCUGUCAUAAAAGCUCAGCACCCUGACUACUCGUUUGGGGAACUCAGCAGACUUGUGGGGACUGAAUGGAGAAAUCUUGAGGCAGUCAAGAAGGCGGACUAUGAAGAGCGAGCUGCCAAAGUUGCAGAGCAGCAGGAGAGAGAGCGUGCAGCCCAGCAACUUCUGCUGCAGCAGCAACAGCAGCAACAGCAGCAGCAGCAGCAACAACAGCAGCAGCAGCAACAGCAGCAGCAGCAGAUGUCACAGCAACAGAGUGCAUCACCACGAGCAGGUACUCCUGUCGGUGCUAUCAUGGGGGUGGUGCCACCCCCUACACCUAUGGGAAUGCUCAAUCAGCAGAUGACCCCUGUUUCAGGCAUGAUAGGUGGGUACCCUCUACCUGUUAUGCCGACUUUGCAGGGCCCAGUCGAUGGCAUGGUCAACCUGGGCAGCAUGCCGCCACUUCAUCCAGGGGUGCCUACACCACCCCAUCUUCUUCCGCCUGGCAUUCCAGUCAUCCCACCACCGGGUGUCCUUGGUCAGGGUUCGCCAUCUAUGACGGGUUCUCCAGCACCAGUUGGGACAACAUAUAGCCAACAGUAUUUUCCACAAAGGAUGAUAUGGCCACGUAUACCCAACUCGUGUAAUUACCAGAAGGUGGGCAUAAUGGGAGCUCAGAACCAGCCAGCUCCACCUCCAUACCCAGGCCCUAGCCAUUCGAGUCAACCUGUUAUGCAACAGCCUUCCACACCAAUGUUUGUUGCUCCUCCUCCAAAGACCCAGAGGUUGCUGCAUUCCGAAGCCUACCUAAAAUACAUAGAAGGACUUAAUGCAGAGUCAAAUUAUGUCAGCAGAUGGGACCAAACUCUCUCAGCACGUAGACGAGAUGUUCACCUAACAAAAGAACAAGAGAGCCGCCUGCCAUCACACUGGCUGAAGAGUAAAGGAGCCCAUACCACUAUGACCGAUGCUCUAUGGAGACUUCGAGAUUUAAUGUUGCGGGACACACUCAACAUUCGUCACGCUUACAAUAUUGAAAGUGUUUGAUCACAAACAUUUACUGAUUUAAUUGGUGUACAUGCUGAAGUUUGUGUGUUUUAGGAACUUGGUUAAUUUCAAAUGGUCAUUUUUAACGUGUCUGUGUAUUAUAAUGUCCCUUUUUAAAGUAAACUUUUUAAUAAGUG